AACGGCUUUCGAAUGCCAGAAAGGCGAAGAACCUUCGAGGAAAGAGAUUAAAGACAACUGCCAUAAUUGUCAGCCAUGAAGACGACUCACCAGCAUCCCUUGAUCUUGGCGACGGCUCGGCGCGUCAGUAGGGACUCGCUCGAUACUCCAACCCCCGAAGAACCGGUGAUACGCCUUAAGUUAGACAAACCACCACACUGGGAGUGGCAGCUGACCACGUCAGCUGAUACCCUUCCGGUAAUCCAGCUCCUGGACAGAGAUGGAAAGCUGCUGGUAGAAACUAGUGCUGGUGUAGCUCAGCGGGCUCGGGGCUCCUUUCACGACGGCCUCAAAUACCACGAGUCCUUUCCUGAGCGGUUGGAGGAAGCCUUUUUGGACCCACCCCUUUUUAAAACCUCUACGCUCGGCAAUCGCAACUACGAGGGCUUUAGCUCAAAGUUUGGCUCCUUGGGCUGCGGUUUUCCGCCACGCAAAUCACGCAGUGACGCCACCAUCUCCUCCUCGUCCUUGUCCAAGCGACACAAGACGCGUAAGCGUCACUCGUCCAACGAUUCCAAAACCUCUCUCUUGAGCGCAGCUACGCCGAUGAAAAAAAAUGAAGAUGCGGCGACGGUGGCUGAGAGGUACUCGGCCAGUGAUUACUUGCGCCAACAGAUACUCGACAACUUGGAUAAGCGGAAUAGCGAUACUGCUGAGCCAAGGCCGGUUGAAGUGGCGUGCGCCAGAUACAAGAAGAUGAAAGCAUAUUUGCGAAGCCAGAGCGACGGUGCCCAGUCCACCGAAAAUGAGGAGCUACCGAGAUAUUACAAAGGCCGAGCAGUCAAUGGGAAUCCAAUACUAGCCAACAAGAAGCUCAGCAAAGAGGACCUGGAUAAAAUCAGGAGAUUUCUGAAGGAGAAGAUUCAGGCGAAAAUGCUGGAGGAAGAGAAGAUUUUGCAGCGCAUCCCACCAGAUAGUUACUCUGAUGUGCCAGAGAAUGGCAUUACGGAGAGGCAUUCGGACCGAGCUCGCGAGGAUGAAAGGCAACUGGCUUUACGAAACUACAUAAUAAGGAAAAUAUGUAGCGAUGCGAAUAUAAGGUUCGAGCCUGAAGUUUUCGAGGCUUCGAAAAGAAAAUUAAAAGCCAGGCAGCAGCAGCAACAGAAACCUUUAAAGAAAAGUUUUUCAGCCUCGGACAGGAAAAAAUUUUAUAGGAAAACGAAAAGCGACGUCUUGCUAAGCCACAGAACGGCCGGAGGUGGCGUCGACUCGGAAAAUGAUUGUCCAGCAAGCACCAACCACCCGACUCAGUGCAUAAGAAGUCAGGAUAAUUUCGAAAGAUCGUGGCGAGCGUACAGGGAGCGUAAGAGACAGGAACGCCUCCAGAGAGAGCAGCAUGAGCUGGCUGAAGAGGAUUUUAUGAAGAGGCCUAGAUGGAAAGAUUAUCAGCGAGCCUCUUGUAGCACGAGGAAUUGCAGGAUCUGUGAGAACGUAAAGAGAUGCGUUGAACCGAUGAAGGAGGACAACUCGAAAAACCGAUCAAACGAGGACGAUGAAAGACCUGGUACCAGUUUACAAGAGAACUAUAUCGUGGUCGAUUUUUCAAAGAAUGAAAAGAUGAAGACUACCAAAGAGAAGGACUGUACGUAUGGCGUGAGGUCGCCAGACUUUGGUUAUAAUUCCAUAUCGAAGAGAGAUUUUAAAGUUAACGAUGACUAUGUUGAUUCGUGUGCUAACUCGAAUAUUAAGAAGAGUGACACUUUCAAGGUUAUUGAUGGUGCAGAUGGCGAAGGCAGUGACGAGAUAUGUUAUGACUACAAGAAUAAAACGAAUGAAGAAAUAGCGAGGGAUUACCUCAAACGAGUUUACGAACUUUUGCGCAGGCGACAGUACGAGGCAAAGAAACCAACAGUGGCCUGCAUCGUUGAAAAGUACGAGGAUACGUCGUCCUCGAACUGUUUACAGGAUGAAAAAGUUCAGAACAAAAGACGCCGCCGACGAAAGAAAAUUGAUGGAUCCAAUGAAGGUAAUUGA
This is a messenger RNA of Copidosoma floridanum, 2013 nucleotides long. RefSeq lists its product as uncharacterized. Gene Ontology annotation, molecular function: protein binding. Lineage: Eukaryota; Metazoa; Arthropoda; Insecta; Hymenoptera; Encyrtidae. The record is from RefSeq and is a predicted model, not a curated record.